This is a messenger RNA of Prunus armeniaca (apricot), 852 nucleotides long. The record is from the annotation of a GenBank genome assembly. Lineage: Eukaryota; Viridiplantae; Streptophyta; Magnoliopsida; Rosales; Rosaceae.
AUGUUACGUUAUGUCACUUUCAAUUUGUUUGUGUUUUCAGGUUUUGUGAAGGAGCAAGUAAGGAUUACAUUUGCGGCUUCCCCUGGUGUGAUUAAGGUUGAUGGACAACGGCCUCUUGGCAAUAACAAAUGGAGCCGUUUCAACCAAACCUUCCCUAUUCAAGAAAAUUGCGACGUGAGUAAAAUUCAUGGCAAAUUCAGCAAUCCAAUUCUUACCAUUACAAUACCAAAGCUAGGCAUCACUCAAGUUGGCCCUAAAGAAGUAGCCAAACCAAGCCAACAAGCACCACCGACCCCUUCAAAAACUCCAACUGCAGGCCCUCAGGAAGCUGCUGCAGAGCCAAAGGCACAAAAAUCUACUCCUAGUGCCAGAGAUGAAAAGAAAGUGAUGACAAUAAUGGGGGGUAAGGAUGAAAUUCCUCCAAAAAGAAUUGACGAAAAGAGGGUGGAGUUCACUGCUGAGCAUGUUGAUCGAAAGGAUCAAAGUGAAGCAAAAGGGAAGCCAACAGAACCAAAGAAUGCUGAGAGAGUUGCUGAAACCAGUCUGCAGAAGGAAAGAGAGGCCAAUGAGAGAAGCAAAGAAGCAGGGGAUGUCCCAAAGAUUUUAGAAAAGGCAAAGAGAAAGAGCAAGAGUUCUGGGAGCGCUGUUGACCGAGAGAAGCGUACAGAGGAGGAUUCCAUUGCUGCAAAUGUGAUGGCUGCUGCAAAGGAGGGCAUGAGAAAUCUAGGAAAGGGGGUGAAUGAUGAAGAGAAGCAGAUGUUGAUCAAUAUGGGAGCAGCAGUUCUUGUUCUUCUGGCACUUGGGGCGUCUGCUUCCUACAGCUUAUGGUCCUCUGGAAAAACCAUGAACUAA